Closterium sp. NIES-65 is the source of this 1089-nucleotide messenger RNA. Lineage: Eukaryota; Viridiplantae; Streptophyta; Zygnematophyceae; Desmidiales; Closteriaceae. The record is from the annotation of a GenBank genome assembly.
AUGGCGACCGAGGUAGCGGUGGAGGACUUGCGAUCGGCGCGGCCGCGCGAUCCGCGUGCUGUCGGGAAGGUGGAGCAGUACAUGACGCGCGACCCGAUCUGCUUCCGUCGCGAUACGCCUCUUGAGGACGCCCUGCGCGCGCUAAUAGAGCACAAGAUCAGCGGCGCGCCGGUGGUGGAGCCGUACGAGGGCGACUCGACGGGCAGCGGCAGGCUGGUGGGCGUGAUCAGCGAGGAGGACCUGUUGUGGAAGGAGGUGGACGCGACUGAUAAGACACGAGCAUGCAGAGAGAACUACCAUCCGCCCUCCCCACCUUCCUCCCGUCCCCCCGUUUCUCCCCUUCCGACCCCCUCCCCCCCUUGCCCCCUUGCCCUUUUGCCCACUUGCCCUUUUGCUCAAUUGCCCUUUUGCUCACUUGCCCUUUUGCUCACUUCCCCCUUCCACUUUCAGGAGCUUGAAACCGCAUUCCGCGCGCCCUACCUCUGGUCCAUGAUGACGUCAGACACGAGCAUGCUAGAGACCUACGAGGACCAGGCUCUUAAAGUGCUCUCCCAGACCGUGGGUCUCAGCAUGAGCGAGCAGUCCAUCUCAGUCACCCCCGACACGCCCGUUAAAGACGCCGCUACUAUCAUGCUGGAUGCGAAGAUUAAAAGGCUGCCUGUGGUUGCGCCCCGGGAGGGGGGCCGGCCGGGUGUGACUGUAGUGGGUGUGAUUUCGAGGAAUGAUGUCCUGAGGCAUGUGCUGAGUGUGCUUACAGAGAGGGGAGGGACGGUGGGGGGAGAGGCGCGUGGAGAGGGGGCGAGGGAGGGGGGACGGGGGAGGGUGGAGGCAGGGGCAGGGGGAGCAGGGGGGAAGGGCGGAGGAGGUGGUAAGCCAGGGGAGAGUGAGGGGGUAGGGGGGGCGGGGGGAGUUUCUGGGCUUGGAGGGAUAACUCCACAGGCAGAGGUUGGGGGGACAGGUGGGGGUGGGGAAGCAAGGGGGGAGGGGAAGGAGGGGGGCAAAGGAGGAGGGGAGCGAGGUGCUGCUGCGGAGAGGGGUGGUGAGGGGGGUGAGAAGGUGCAGACCGGUUUGGUGAAAGGAGGGGCGUGA